Anastrepha obliqua is the source of this 7658-nucleotide messenger RNA. Its product is annotated as protein AF-10-like. Gene Ontology annotation, cellular component: nucleus. Bases 659 to 7615 code for a protein of 2318 amino acids. Gene Ontology annotation, biological process: regulation of transcription by RNA polymerase II. Gene Ontology annotation, molecular function: histone binding; nucleosome binding. The transcript has 13 exons. The record is from RefSeq and is a predicted model, not a curated record. Lineage: Eukaryota; Metazoa; Arthropoda; Insecta; Diptera; Tephritidae.
UUAACAGUUUUCUUGUUCUCUUUGAUGUUAGUGGGUGCUAUGAUGUAGCGACUGCGGAAAAACAAUAAGUUUGGCACAAAAACUGCUAUUAAAGUGUAUGAAAAACAUUUUCGCGCAUAAUUUUAGUACUGUGCUGCGAAAUGUAUAUGAAAUUCGUGGAAAGUUUGGCAUUUCUAAUACCUUAAAAUCGUUUUCAAUAUUUUACAUAUCCGACAUAUCUGCUCAUGAGGUGUGUUCAGUGUUGAACGUGUAAAAUUUUUGGUGGGAAAGGCCGUGUGGCUAAUCGAACAUUAUUGCCAUCCCGCUUGCUCUGUUAGUGUAAUCGGAAUUUGUAUGGGUGGAAGAAUAUACAAGGUGGAUUUUAUGCAGUGGAAAAAGCCAAAAGACGAAAGCAUAAAUGCAGAGAAGGAAACAAAUGUAAAUGAAAUGCAUCGACGCUGAAUGCGCCGCUGUUAAAACCGUAAGGAGAUUUGGUUCAUAGAAGCAGUGUGCGUUUGUAUCACUCUUCAACAUCUCCAACUCCAUAUUUAUUUUUCAAAAAAUAUCUACAAAAUUCACUGUUAUGACGUACGCGUUAACCUUCAAUCAUUGAUUAUUUGAUCAUUGUUGGUUGCGGUGUAGUACGGGUGAGCGCUUACAAAUAUCGUAACCAACCAGUAUGAAGGAGAUGGUCGGCGGAUGUUGUGUUUGUUCGGAUGAGCGUGGAUGGCCCGAAAAUCCGCUCGUCUAUUGUGAUGGUCAGAAUUGUACUGUGGCCGUGCAUCAAGCUUGUUAUGGAAUUGUAACUGUCCCGACUGGACCCUGGUAUUGUCGUAAAUGUGAAAGUCAGGAGCGUUCGGCGCGUGUACGCUGUGAAUUAUGUCCAUCGCGUGAUGGUGCACUUAAGAAGACCGAUAAUCAGGGAUGGGCGCACGUGGUGUGUGCACUCUAUAUACCGGAAGUGCGUUUCGGCAAUGUCACCACAAUGGAGCCGAUUAUUUUACAAUUGAUACCGCAGGAGCGUUACGCAAAAACUUGUUAUAUCUGCCAAGAGGCGGGAAAACCCAAUCGUGCCACUGUUGGCGCUUGCAUGCAGUGCAAUAAAUCUAAUUGCAAACAGCAAUUUCAUGUGACGUGUGCACAGAGCUUAGGACUGUUGUGCGAGGAGGCUGGCAACUACUUGGACAAUGUCAAAUAUUGUGGCUACUGCCAACACCACUAUGGAAAAUUGAAAAAAGGUGGCAAUGUGAAAACCAUACCCCCUUACAAACCCAUUACACACGACACUUCAUCCGAUUCGAGUUUGUCACCGGAGAAGGAGCUAGACGCUGCGAUGAAUGCGACCGCUUCGUCUACUUCGGCUACUAGCAUAAAAAUCACCACCAACAUGACUGCUGCUCCUACAACCAAGCAGCGCAAAUCUUCCACAGCCUCAAAGCAAUCGAACUCAUCAUCAUCGUCGUCAAAUGCGGCUGCGGCAGCCGCUUCGUCGAGCGGUUUCUCCAGCAGCUUGCACGGCAGCAAUCUCUCAAACUCCAGCACUGCGUCUGCUAAUAUGGGUUUAAGUGGUGGUGGAGGUGGGGGUGUUGGUUCUAUUAGCGGCAAUAGCAGCAGCAAUUUAACUACUAGCAACUCUACGCUGCUUGGUGGCAAUUCAAUGAGUGGCAGUGCAGGCACCAGUUCCACAUCGAAUCUGAAGAAUUCCUCAAAUAGUUCGAGUAGCUAUAAGGAAAAGGAUAAGCACAGCAAAAAUUUAAAUAAGAUAUCAAGUUCAAGUAAAGACAAGGAAAAAGAUGGUUCAUCGUCAUCGUCAUCAUCACGUGAUUCGCGUGACAAGUCAUCGAAAUCCUCCAAGAAUAAAGAUUUUUCCAAUAGCAGCAGCAAUAAUGCAAUGAGUGGUGCGUCUGCUACCAGUUCGAGCGCCACAUUAGCAACCACUUCGCUUAAUAUGACCAGUUCAAUGCAUGAUAACCACAGCCAUAGUGGCAACAUGUCAACUCAAAAUUCUGCACAAAAUCUAUCGACUUCAUCCGCAGGCUUGAGCAUGGGCAGUGGUGGCAAUUCAAAUAGCAGCAGCAGCGGCGGCAAAGAGGGCUCUAAGAUGGGCAGUGCUGCGGGCACGGUAAGCAGCAGCGGAUUUGGUGGCAGUGCUAGCAAUGCAGACUCCCAUGCUAGCGUUAUGGAUAGCAGCAGUUUUGGUGGUUCUCACAUGGAUACUUCCACUAACUUAACUGGUGGUUUGGGCUCAAACUCUGCGAACGUCGUUGGUGGCGGCAUGUCAGGUGUGGGUGGUGGCAAAAGCUCAGGCGGCUCAGUAGCUAAGAAGCGUAAAGCUGAUUCCAAAUCAAAUACCAGCAUUGCAGAUGAUAUAAAUAACCCAUUUAGAGAUAUGAUUAAAGACGUCAGUGUCACGCUAACGCCAUUAACGGAUUUCGAGAAGGAAAUCGAAAAGAGUGCGAAAAAACAAAAAACUGAGCUGAGUCCACCCGCACAUCAAACACACAACGACACAAAUAGCGCGCAAAGUGGCGGCAAUGGCGGUGGCGGCGCUAGCAACAACUGUUUCAACUCCACCUCAUCAGGUGCAGCAUCCGCUUCAAUAUCCGCCUCAAUCGCCACAUCAUCGACAGCAGCAACACUCUCCUCCUCCACCGCCUCGCACAAAUACACACUAUCGUCGGAUGCCAAAAAUGGUGGCGCAACCAAUUUAAGCAACAGCAAUGCCAUCUCGUCCGCGCCGAAUGCGCACAAAUCGGCCGCCGGCAGUGGGAAUGCCAACAACAACAGCAGCAACAACGGUGGCAAUACAGCCAACCAAAUAGGUGGCGGCAACAGCUACUCCAGCGCUAAGGAGCAGCAGCAUCAUCGCGAUGACCGUUAUGCGUCACAAGCGCAAGCAAGUACCGCCGCCGUCAAUACAGGUAAUGCGGCAGCCAAUGCGCCUAGCCUUUACGUCUCUGUGCCACUCUCCACCGCCAAUGUACCUGGAAUUAAUUUACCAACAAGUAGCGCGGCGGGUGGUGCGACAGAUCAUCAUGCGCCACCCUCACAAUCGACGCGUGCCGCAGCCGCAGCUAUAAGUCAACAGCAGCAGCAGCAACAGCAACAAGGUGGUGGUGCCACAUCGAUUGGCAUGGGCAGCAGUGGCGGCACAUCAGGUGCGCAUGCGACUGCCUCGUCAACACCACUGGGUGCUGGUAGCAACGGCGGUGGCGGCGGUGGCGGCGGCAGUUGUGGUGGCAGUGGGCUGCUAGAACGGCAAUCACCGCGCAUACACCAUCAACCGCCAGCGCUUUCCGAACAUCAUAGCAACAGUAACAGUAGUUAUUUUGCCAGUGCAGCCGCUGGCAUGUCAGCAGCUGCGCACAGCAGCGUCAUACAUCAGAGCGGUAAAUCGCCAUCGGGCAGCAUGAUGCUGAGUGCGAGCAGCAAUCCGAAUCUGAUGGCCACCACAACGGAGACCGGCAACCUGAAAAUCAGUUAUGAGAAGCAAACAACGCGUGUCAGUCAACUGCAGGAGCAGGAAACAGCACCGGUGCGAAGGAGCAGAUCACGUUCUGGCGAGAGUGGCAUGCAAGCAUUGCAAGCUCAACAUCUACAACAGCACCAUCAGCAGCAGCAGCAACAACAACAAAGCGCACAAUCACAGCAGCAGCAACAACAACAGGGGCUACCAGCACAAAAAUCUAAUUCGCGUUCAGGCAAGAAACGUGCAGCGGCCGCUGCAGCUGCGGCUGCGGCUGCUGCUGCUUUAGUGGGGGGCAAGAAUCGCGAUUCACCCGUGGAAAAAUUGUCCAAAUCAUCGGCGUCGCCCAUACAGCAGCAUUUUCGUACCGACCUAACAACACCGACACCACCACCUACCGCACCCUCACCACUCUCGCUGCCACCGCCCAGCACUCCUACGCUUACACCAACACCCACACCUACCCAUACGCCCUCACCAUCGCCGGUUGUGAUGUUGCAUGGCAGCAGCAGUAGUAAUGCAUCCAACACAACGUCUCCGACAAGGCAGAAGGGUGGGGGGGCCAACACCAAAAGUGGCACCAAUGGUAAUGGUGGUAAUGAAAACAACGGUGCGGGCGGCACAAAUACUACCGGCGGAAAUAAUGGUAGUGGUGGUGGUGGUGGUGCCACCAGUGGCACUACCAAUAUGACAGCAAAAAAUCUAACACUGCCUAGUGCAGGAACUAACUUAAUGUCAGCGUCUGCGUCUGCCUCGUCCGCCGGCCAUGAUGGUGUCGCUGGCGAUGCCACAGCCAAAUCUAGUAGCAAUAACGGUGAAGUGGUUAAUCUUAGUGCCAAUCAAAGCGGUACAAGUAGCGGGAGACGUGGCGGCGGUAAUGUUGCAUCAGGCUCUUCAACCGUUAUGACGGAAGGCACCAAUAUGGGCAGCACCGCUGGUGCGUCCAGUAAAAAUCCUAGCGAUGCGCCAGCGCCCAUGGUCGCCUCAAAUUUGAGUGGUAAACCAUUGAAUAAGAAAUUGUUGCGCGCCCAGCAAACGCUCUAUCAGCAACAGUUGGCCGCACAGCAACAACAACAACAGCAGCAACAGCAAAAACGUUCGCCUGACCCGAAAAAUGGAGGCGGUAGAAAUACUAACUCAGCCACUAGCACCACUUCCACUUCCUCUGCCAAUCCAUCCGCCUCCACUUCCACCUCCUCUUCCUCUAACGCGACCAGAGCUUCGCCUGCUAAAGCUUUAUCUAACCUAACGAAUUCUAACCUCCUAAACUCCAAUCCCUCCACUGCUUCCCCCUCAAGAAGCACCGCUACAUCUGCCGCUUUUACUAACACAAUCACCAGCAACAGUAAUAAUAAUAACAGUAGCAAUAAUAACGGUAAUAAUAAUAGCAAUAGCAAUAGCGCCACUAACACAAGCCAACUGCAAACGCAACAGCACCAGCAACAGCAACAACAACAAUCACAACAACAGCUUCAGUCACAGCAGCAACAGCAGCCCAGUGUUGCUGCUGUUGGCGGCAGCAAUAAUGAUAUCAUUGAAAUUGUGCAAUUAACCCCAUCCAACUCUUCUACUUCUACGCUAACUCAUCAUCACCAACAUCACGCACUUCAUCAUCCAUCUCAACCGAAAACAUUGCAAUCCCCUGCAAAUGCUACAACGACAUCAACAACCACUUCUACUGGUAUUCACCACAGAACGCCGGACAGCGGCAUAUACUCCUCCUCAUCAUUUGUUGCGAACAGCAGCGCCAUCUCCAAUGCUUCCUCCAGCAGCAGCAGUAGCAGCGGCGGCGGAGGCCUCAAAUUUAGCUAUGAACCUCAAUCCAGCAGCAUUGGCACGCCACCCAUCAUCGAUUCGACAGCAGCGCAUCUGCUCACAGCUGUGACCACCGCGACAGCAUCGCUAAGUGCAGUGACAGGCAACAUUACCACAACAACCUCAACCACGGCCAUCAAAGAUUCGCCACCCAGUUCACCUGGCUCUGAAAUGGGUGCUGUAGCCACGGGGCCACGUAAGCGUGGGCGCAAAGCGAAGGAUUCACACACCAAUGAGGCGAAGGUUGAUGUGAAAGUGUUCCAGAAUGGGGGGCAUGUGAUUGGUGCCACGGUUACAACCGCUGCCAUUACGACGGCAGCCAGUAGUUCGCCGUCCAGUGUGCCCAGUAGUGGUGCCGCCAUUCACACUGCCGCCCAUAUGCUGGGCAAUCAACUGAAUCCGAACAGCAAUGUGGCGCAGAAGCUCUCCGAUCAGCUACACAUGGAGAUACAGGAUCACAGCAUCUAUACUGCGGAUGCGGUAACACCCCAGUUUGUGGGUGUGCCUUUUCCCGGAAAGUCUACGGUGCGAAAUUCUACUUCGGCGCCGAAUGUAACUAAUAACAAUACGGCAGUCACUGUAACGCCCGCAACUGAAAUGGCCGGUGGUACUUCACUAGCUUCGAUGUUUGGCAGUGGCGUUAAUGGAAAUAUGGCCAUACCUCAGAGUUUGGAGCAGCUGCUCGAACGCCAAUGGGAGCAGGGCUCGCAGUUUCUCAUGGAGCAGGCCCAGCACUUUGACAUCGCUUCACUACUCUCCUGCCUACAUCAGCUGCAGCGUGAAAAUGUCCGCCUGGAGGAGCAUGUAACCAGCCUAAUAGCGCGACGAGAUCAUUUGCUGGCUGUUAAUGCACGGCUCGCAGUGCCACUAAAAACGAAUACAACGCAGAGCCAAGCCACGGCCGUAUCAUCGACAGCGGUAUUCACCAGUGUUGCUACCCUUUCGACAACCACAACAACGACGGCUGCAGGCGCAGCCACUACGAACUCUGCAAUAGCAGCUGCUUGUGCAGCAGCAGCGAUAGCAACAACUACUGCGGCGGUGAAUGCGCUUGGUGGGAACAAUCAGGGUGCGGGCGGCGGUGGUGCCGCCGGUGUCGGUGGCACAGGUAAUGCCGGCGCUGCGCUAACAACUGUGGUAACUGCCGCUGCAGCUUCGCUCGCCACCGCAGUGACCACAUCGCUCUCAGCGCUGACAGUAAAUGCGCGUUUGCCCAAUACAACUACAACGGCAGCAACGGGCUGUGGCGGCGGUACAACGACCACGAGGCUAAAUACUAGUGGUAGUGCUGGUGUUCAGCAACAACAACAACAACCACUUGCUUUGGAGAAUGGCAUCGAUUUUCGGCAGGCAAGCGCUGGUGCGGCGUCAACAGGGGCGCUCGUUGGCGCAGGCGGCGUCAGCGGCAGUGGCGUCGGGCCAUCUAUUGGCUUGAGGCAUUCCACGACCAGUUAUGUAAAUUCCUCAGCCAUGCCUUCGAUUGCAACCAGCAUGGCCGGCAACUUGCCAGCAACAUCGUUAGCAACAAUGCAUCCGAAUAGUCUCGAUGGACUCAGCAACAUGCAUACGACGGCGCCAACGACCGGCGCCUCAGCAGCAGCUGCUGUUGGUAUGUCCACAAUGACUGCCAAUCGGCUCGCACAACAACAACAACAACAGCAGCAGCAUCAGCAGCACAUGCAAUCGUUGCAUCAGCAACAGCAACAACAACAGCACCAACAUCACCAGAUGUCACUCGCCGUUGCGCAACAACAACAACAACAUCAACAUAUCGUACAAAGUGCGGCUGCUGUAGCGGCCAUGCAUCAUCAUCAGCAGCAACAGCAACAACAACAACAACAGCCCGCUCAUACACACUUGCACGCCGCUCAUCCGCUGCAUCUGGCACACACGCAUACACACCCGCACGUGCACACGCACGCUACUCAUCCUCAUCACGCACACCAAACGCAUCCCUCUGCCGCGGUUAACGUUAGCGCCGGCAUCGGUGUUGAACCGCAUCCACUUUCGGCAGUACGUAUAGGCGGGGGUGUCGGCGUCGGUGUCUGUGGCAAUGGCGGCAUUGGCAUGGUUGGCGCUCAUGCCAGCAACAACAACAAUUCGAAUAACAGCAGCAACGCCGCCGCUUCACGAGGUGGGUCAACAACCACAACAACAACAAUCCAUGCCAUCGGUAUUGGUAGUGGUGGUGGUGGUGGUGAUGGUGGUGGUGGUGGUGGUGGUGGUAAUACCACAUUACUCACAUCGGAUAGCAGCCACCCCACGUCCUCCUCCGCGUAUACUCCUCACUCGCUCUAUACUCAUCAUCAGGUAUCGCAGCUAAGACGCGACGAUAACCUAGUAAAGCCCAGCUGAAAAUCGACAGCAGCUUUAUUGGCAUUUCGCCCUAGCCGCCAGC